Messenger RNA from Dromaius novaehollandiae (emu), 11311 nucleotides. RefSeq names its product minichromosome maintenance 9 homologous recombination repair factor (gene MCM9). Gene Ontology annotation, cellular component: nucleus; MCM complex. The record is from RefSeq and is a predicted model, not a curated record. The transcript has 13 exons. Lineage: Eukaryota; Metazoa; Chordata; Aves; Casuariiformes; Dromaiidae. Bases 430 to 3960 code for a protein of 1176 amino acids. Gene Ontology annotation, biological process: double-strand break repair via homologous recombination. Gene Ontology annotation, molecular function: single-stranded DNA helicase activity; single-stranded DNA binding; ATP binding.
GGGGCGGGCGGCGGCGACGCGGCGCGGCUCCGCUGCCCACUCGCAGCCCGAGCUGGCUCCGCAGACCCGCGGCGAGGGCGGUGCGCUGCCGGCCGCCCCCGGCCCCGCCUUACGGCGCCCGCCAGGGCCGCGCCGCGUUCAAAACUUGCCGCGCUGGCGGCGGGCGGGCGGGAGGAGCGCCCAGGGGAGGCCGCGCCAGCUCAUCGCCCUCCGAGCGGGCAGGACGCGGGGCGCGUCCCCUCCCCCCGCCUUUCUGGCGUUAACUCGGAGCCCCCACCUCCCCCCGGAGACGGCAGCACGGCCCGCGCGGCUGCCCCGGGGGUCGGGGCGACGGCUGACGGGCUGACUGACGGGGGGCGGUGACUGACGGAUGACUGACUGACCACUGACUGACUGGCUGACGGACUGACGGGAGCGAGGCGGCUCAGUAUGGCGCUCAGUGGGGAGCAGGUGAACCUCAUCGGGCAGGUGUUUGAGUCCUAUGUUUUGGAGCACCACAAAGAUAACAUCCUCAGUAUCCUGAAGGAAGGCGACGAUGAGGCGCAUUACCCGGUCGUCAUCGACGCCUUGACGCUGUUUGAGACCAACAUGGAAAUCGGGGAGUAUUUCAACGCCUUUCCCAGCGAGGUCCUCCCCAUUUUUGACAGUGCACUGCGCCGGGCCGCCGUGACGGCCCUGCAGGCCGCAGCUGCGGCACCUCGUCUCAGCGUGAAGCCGAACCUGCACGCCAGGAUUUCGGGUUUGCCUGUUUGCCCAGAGCUGACCCGAGAGCACAUACCUAAAACCAGAGAUGUGGGUCACUUCUUAUCUGUUACUGGGACUGUCAUACGUACCAGCUUGGUGAAAGUCUUGGAGUUUGAACGGAGUUAUAUCUGCAAUAAGUGCAAGCACGUGUUUGUGGUUAAGGCUGACUUUGAACAGUACUAUACUUUCUGUCGUCCAACAGCCUGUCUUAAUGAAGAAGGCUGCAACUCAACCAAGUUCACUUGCCUCUCAGAAAUGUCCUCUUCUCCUACCAGCUGCAGAGACUAUCAAGAAAUCAAAAUUCAGGAACAGGUUCAAAGGCUGUCUGUUGGAAGCAUCCCUCGCUGCAUGGUGGUUGUUCUGGAAGAUGACUUAGUGGAUAGUUGCAAGUCUGGAGAUGACAUCACAGUGUAUGGAGUAGUAAUGCAGAGAUGGAAACCUUUCCACCAGGAUGCACGCUGUGACUUGGAGCUUGUUUUGAAAGCCAACUAUGUUAAAGUAAACAAUGAGCAGCUAGCAGGGGUUAUGAUUGAUGAAGAAGUCCGCAAGGAAUUUGAAGACUUCUGGGAAAAGCAUAGGGAUGAUCCCUUAGCAGGGAGGAAUGAAAUUUUGGCUAGCUUGUGUCCUCAAGUUUUUGGAUUGUACCUGGUGAAGUUAGCUGUAGCCAUGGUGCUUGCUGGUGGUGUACAGAGGACUGAUGCUACUGGAACUCGUGUAAGAGGUGAAUCACAUCUUUUGUUGGUUGGAGACCCAGGUACGGGGAAAUCUCAGUUUCUCAAGUAUGCAGUCAAGAUUACACCACGGUCUGUGCUUACUGCGGGAAUUGGAUCUACAAGUGCAGGUUUGACAGUGACUGCUGUGAAGGACUUCGGGGAGUGGAACUUGGAAGCUGGAGCCUUGGUGCUUGCAGAUGGAGGCCUUUGCUGUAUUGAUGAGUUCAAUAGUAUCAAAGAGCAUGACAGAACCAGUAUCCAUGAAGCAAUGGAACAACAAACCAUUAGUGUAGCUAAGGCAGGCUUGGUGUGCAAGCUUAAUACAAGGACAACUAUACUGGCAGCCACAAAUCCAAAAGGCCAUUAUGACCCUAAUGAAUCUGUCUCCGUUAACAUAGCUCUUGGCAGUCCUCUGCUGAGCAGAUUUGACCUGGUCUUAGUACUGUUAGAUACAAAGAAUGAAGAAUGGGACCGCAUCAUUUCUUCUUUCAUCUUGGAAAAUAAAGGUUUUCCAAGCAAAUCAGAAAAGCUCUGGAGCAUGGAAAAGAUGAAAACCUACUUCUGCCUUAUAAAGAGUAUACAGCCAAAACUGUCUGAUGAGAGCAACCUGAUCCUUGUACGCUAUUACCAAAUGCAGCGUCAGAGUGACUGCAGAAAUGCUGCCCGAACUACCAUUCGCUUAUUAGAGAGUUUGAUACGCCUUGCAGAAGCUCAUGCCCGGUUGAUGUUUAGAGAUACUGUGACUUUGGAAGAUGCUAUAACUGUGGUAUCGGUGAUGGAAUCUUCUAUGCAGGGAGGUGCACUUCUUGGAGGCAUCAAUGCCUUGCACACCUCAUUUCCAGAAAAUCCAAUGGCUGAGUACCGAACACAGUGUGAACUCAUACUGGAGCGACUGGAGCUGCAGAAUCUUCUGCACAAAGAGCUACGAAGACUUGACAGAUUACAGAGGGAAGACUCAUGCCAGCUACAGCCUGAACAGACAAGUUUCAGUACUACUGCAAGCUCCUUGAACAAGGAUGUAUUUGGGCAGCCAAAGCAAAUGUCUCAGUCAGAACCUUCAAAUGAAGAAGACAAUAACUCCAAGCCACAGUCUUCCUUGGCCAAAGGCAAUUGUGAAGGGGAUACACAUCUAGAACCCUUAGGCAACCCGGCAUCUGGUCGUAACAGAAGAACAAAACACUUAAUUAAACAUAGUAAAAGAGGUGAUGAUGGUAGCUUGGCAUGGUUUGACAGCUUGGAAGAGAACAACACUGAUGCUGAAGAAACUUUUCAGAAAAAGGCUCCGGUGCCCAAGAUAUCUCCAGAUGACUUGGCUUCAAAAACUCUGAGUAAAAAAUCCUGCUCUGGAGAAAGAAACACUUCAAUACCAAGCAGUGGAGUUGGAACGAGAAAAUCACUAACAACUGUGAAUCUUCAUGCUCCUUUGGAACAGGACAAAGUUUCUAAGAUAAGCAGGAAAAGGACUAAAGAACAUGAAUCUUUUUCUUCAGAAGCAAGUAUUCAAGACCCAGCAUCUCCCAGGGCUAGUGUGCAGGACUUGGUUAUUACACAGCGGGUUUCUAAGAGCUGGCAGAGACUGCACACAGAGAGAUCACGUGGAUUCUUUACAAGCACACAGGACCCCGAAGCAAAGACAAUUCCUUCAGUAUUAUCUGCAUCUGGCCUGCUAGAUCUUUCAGGUGAUGUGGAUCCUGUGUUAGGGGAGGAAAAGAAUAGCAAAUGUGUAACAGCAGAAAAGGCAAUAAUUUCCCUGAGAGAACAAAAUGAAGGUGAAGUAGUGAAGGAAGCAAAGGUAGUAAGUUCCUGGGAGCCAGAAAUCAUUGACAGUGAAGGACCUCCAGCAGCUAAACUAGCUAAAUUUUCUUUCAGACCAAGGACAAAACUUGAUCAUUCCUCUGAGAAGGAGUUCUGUCUUUUACAGAGUGAAACUAUUAGUAAGCCUGGAGAGCAGCUCCAAGGAGAACAUCGGCUGGAAGAAUAUUGCCCCCUUGAGAAAUGCAAAACAAAGUUGACUUGCUUAGGAAAAAAUAAUUCAGAAAAGGGACCUACUGAUAAUACUGGGAAAGGAGGGCAGCAGUGUGAGGCCUUAGGAAAAGAGAUCAGAGGAAGCGCAAUAAUACCCUCAGAUGUCAGUUUUGAUGCUGCAUCACUUCCACCCACUGAAAAGAAAAGGGAGGGAGAGGAGCAGGUUGGUGGCCCAAGCACAGAGAAGGUGCACUCCAGCACAUUAGCAAAACUGUCCAGGUUCUCCUUUGCAUCACGUCCUGAGUCAAAAUCAGAAAAUCCACCUGCAGUUAAGACUGACAGUAACAACAAGGGAAGCCAUAGCCCAUUGCUGAAGGUGCCUGUGAGCAAUCCUAGCAGAAGGAAGAGUUUUGCACUGGGAAAUGCCAGGAAUGCCAGUGUGGUCACACGGAAAUCUCUCUUCUCAAUAGCAGAGCUAGAUGAUGCUACAUUAGAUUUUGAUUGGGAUGAAGAGAUGAGGAAAAAUCCAAGAUCAUAACGUAUUUUCUCUGAAUUACAUAACAUGUAGUUCUGCUGUAUCUCUAGCCUUCUGUCAAUUGUAUCAACAGCAUCAAUAGUUUACAAAGCAUUUAAAAAUAAUCAUCUAGGACCUCUGUUUAUAUGAAUGAACAUACUUCCUUUAAAGGCCAUAUACUUUACAUCAACUAAGGAUUGUAUACACUGCAAACCUAAUGUGGCUUUUAGUUUUCUAAACUACUCCCAAGACUGCUUAUGUCAGUGGACUGUUUUAAUUGACCUGAUGUAACCCGAAGACUCAUACGUUUAUGUUCACAUAUCCAGAGUAUAGCGAGGCUUGCAGAGGAGCAGGUUUAUUUGACUGUUUUCCUUGAUUUCAUAUAGCAGUUAGAACUAUAUCUGAUUCAGAUUGGCCUUCCGAGGGACCGUGCCCCUUCAGAAAAAUGAUGUAGCUAAAGCUAUGUCAUUAGAUUUUGUUUCUCUGUACAUGCCUUUUCUCUUAGUGUGGUAAUCAUGCUGUGGUAAGUAUUCCCGUAUUAUCGGUAUCAUGAGAAUUUUGCUGCACCUCCUAUUACUGUGUUUCUCAUCACAUUGUUGAUGUUGAAGACAUGGAUCUAGGGCUUUUUGUUUCUGUUUUUUGAUUCUGGUUUUGAUUUUAAAUACAGUAGUUCAGGUAUCUGUGUCUGUAUUCUGGUUGCUUUAUCAAAACCCAACUCUAUAAUAAAUAUACAGUUCUUCACUGCAGAAAGAGAGAACAAAUUUCAGGUGAUUGAACAGGAGUCCUCAGUAGCCAAGGCAACUUCAAUGCAGGCAUUAAGCGCUGGCAUUAAAGUUACCCUUAAAACCUAACAGCAUGGUGAAAAGCUCACAUAGUGUAGCUUGAUUUUGGCUUAGAUAAUAUUUACUUGACUAUUUUAAUUAUGAUUAGUGUUUCACUAUAUCUGAUAUGCAGUUCAUUUUUUGUGGCGUGCUGCAUCCUUUGUCAUUCACUUCUCCAAUGGGAAAUUAAUCUACUAAUGCAUUACAUGUUUACAGAUAAUGGUAAGCCCUAAAUUUCCUUCAGUGACUUGCUUGGUAUGUUCCUUCUGUAUCUGAAUUCUCCACAGAAUAUUCUUUUUAUUACCUGCAAGGUAAACUGAGAGUGAAGUAGUUGCUUAGGGUGCAGUAAAUCCUUUGAGAGGCUUGCCAGCACAGAGAAGGUCUGAAUCUCUCUUAAUUUGUUUAAAUUUAGAAGUAGCUCCCUUGAAAGCAGGUGAGUUAAAAUAGUGUAAAAUUUCAGGGAGUGAUGGAGUGACCAGGCCCAAGUAACUUCAGUGUGAGAUAAUGAAAUCAUGAGAAACAGUUAUGUGUAGGUGGCUUAUUGUUAGAAUUUGGGGAAAAUGACAGCGAGAAGUUAUUGUCCAGAUGGUUUGUGUAGUAGUCACAGGGACAGUUCUCCCACUGGACCCAUGACUUCAAUCAAGUGAAAUUUUUCCACCUCCUUUCCAGAGCCCAGAGCCACCCUUUCCUGUUCCUCUGCAGAGCCCUGCUCCAGGGUGAGGGUGGCCUGCACUCGUCGCGCUCCUACUGUCCUCAGAAGUUGGAAGUUUCCUAUGGGAUGCUUCCUCAUACUGCAGCUGGGGAAGGGUCAAGUCAAGAAUCCUGAAGCUAUUAACAACAUUCAUAAUGGUCUUCCUGGUUGAAUUUUCAAAGGACAACUAAAAGCAUAGUUUUUUCAUUAUCAUUGCAGCUGUAUCAACCCCUGGCAUGCCAUGUCAUUUACAACCAAAAAUCUUCCUUGCUAGCUGCAUCUUUCGACAGAUGUUACUAGCUGGCCAGUGCAAACCCGGAAUUGCUACUGGAUCCCCAUAGUCAAGCACCAAUAUCAUUUUUUUUACCAUGCAAAAUGAUAAAGAAAUUUCAUCCUCUCAUGCUUGAAGUAUUGUUUCUCUCAUACCUUCCCUGUGAGAUCAUCAGCCUCAUCUGAUGUAAUUUGCUAUGUAGACUUAUGUAAGGAGCUGCUCCCAGGAACUGCAAGACCUUUUUCUAAACAUUGCUCUAUGGGAGUCUACUUGACUUUCCUCCCUCUGCCCAGUCAAAAUUAGAACUGUCUUGAAAUCAGUAGUCACAGUGGCACAAAAUUGAGGUAAAACUCAAGCUCCAAAUUUCCUUCAUACUCUCCAUACUUAUGGUGUGUUUGAGAAGCUUCUGGUUUUUAUAUUCUGCCUGUCUCAAAGCUUUUGCAUUGUAAGAUCUACCUGAGGGCCAGGAAAACUGCACAGGGAAGCAAGCAGUGACUGUAUUUCAAGAAAGCUGAAAUGCCAUAUAAUGCAGACAGCCAUUUUCCUUACUGAUGAGACAUGCAAAGCCUCCUGAAGUAAGAGGAUUCCCAAGUAGCAAGAACUGUGAGAUAAACUGGGCAUCCAGAUGCUCUUGAUGUCCUUAAACCUGUGCAUAGAUCAUUGCAAAUGAAUAAACGGAAAAUAAUUAGACCAAGUAUAUUUUUCACAGAUGAAAAAUGUUUCCUCUUAUGCAGUAAAAUUCAGGCUGGAGUAAUGAAGUAUUGUGUGUCCCAAAGCUUCUCCAGUGAUACAACACUAAUCACAUUUGCAGUCCUGUUCAGCAGUCUGGCUGGCAAAAUAUUGCUAGAUGCUUUUUUUAUUAAUCUGUUUUGAGUUGAAAACUACAAAUUAACUCUUUAUCCACAACCAGCAGAGCCAUGAACAAGCUGGCAGCUUGCUGGAAACCAGGUAUCUUCAGAAAGGCCAGCUGACAUGCCCAGAGCCUCACUGACCCUACCAGUUUGGUUUACUGCCAGACCUUUCGGAUACAUCCGUUCUUUUGCCUUAGUGCAGUAAAACCAAACAAGCAAAGAUAGAUGUAUUGAAAUAUUUGAACUUAGAGGAGUGAUUUAAAACUCAUAAAAGUAUAAGCUAUUCAGCAGGCUGAAAUUCUCUAAUAGCAAGGUAAAAGUUGCGGCAGCUUCCAUUGCAGCGUGCCUAGAAAGGGUCGCUGAUAUUUAGGAGAACAAAAUCAGGCAGAGUAAAGAAAUACCUGGACAUCUCAGCUCGUGCUUACCAGAUGGACAAAGUUGCCCACUUAAGCCAAGGUUUUCAUCAGUGAGCACUAACUCUGUACAUUCAUUUUUUACGGGUGCCAAAAGGAAGGCCUCAUUUGCAGAUACCCUGACUACUUACAGCUGAAGCUUAAGUCAGUGAGACGUGUAAGGUGCAGUGUAAUUCUAAUUCUGCUCCUCUGUCUUCAUAUCUCUCUUAUUCUUAGUUGUGAAAUGGUCCCUCCAAGAAGUAGUGAGGGCUCUCACUUAAGGUAUCUUGUGUCCUGGGAGUAAAGAAAUCAAGAUGAUAAGGACAUCUGAGAACCAAAGCGUCCCACAUUUUAGCAGCUGUCUACUGGAUUGCAAUAGAGUUUGUGGCUCUCAAAACAACACCUUUGAGCACAUCAGGACAAAUCUGAGAAUGCUGAGGAGACUUUGUCAGAUAAAUGAAGACAUUUUAAUUGUCUACAGAGUUGGGCAGUCCUGCAAACAGCAUGACUGGGUUGCUAUCCAGCAUUUAGGUGUGGUUUUGAUAUCUAAAUUCAAACACAUACUGUAGAAUUCGGCAGAGUGGAUCCUAUCAUGCUCUGUAGUCCUUUAAUGGUUAAUCAUUUUUGAUGGAUAAUGUUUUAGAUAGUACAUCAGUAAAGAAAGUUUUCCCUUCAGAUUCCCCUGAUCAGAAGUAGUCUGUUACUUUGUGAAAUGGAACUCUGCUUCCUCUGCCCUAUAAAGAAGGGCAGAGGUUUUGAUUCCUGAGGGAUCUGCUUCUCCCUUGCUUAUUGUAAUCUGAGAAACUGGCAAAGAAAGUAAAAAGGAAUCAAGGAAAGAUACUGCAAACUGUGACCACUCUGAGGUCACUCUGCACGGAAGGACACUUUUGCAGCUCUGUUGUCCAGUGUGAAACAAAGAAGAAGAGGUACAGGAUCAUUCUGUUCGGCUUUCAGAAGGGUUCAGCUUUUUUUAGCAGAACAAGAAUUGUUGCCCAUUUAAACCCUGUCUGUAAAGAGGAGCUAGUGACCCAAGUGUAUUGGGUAAGUAACUAAAGACUAGAUUUAGAAGAGCAGAUACAGCUGGGAUCUUUCUCUGUCAGACCAGUUGAAAUGUUAUUAUAGUAUUGCUCCUGAUUCAUAGCAUGAAUUCAGGGCGUUUAAGAUAAAUGAGAAGCACAUGGUAACAAGAAAAUGAUACCUGCUGCUGAUUUACUUUCUCCCUCACUGUUGCCAUUGCUACGGAACACAUUUUUCAGUGCCUUGGCAGGGAACAUUGCUAACUCCUUUCCUUUCCAUUUUUAAAACAACUUUCCCCACAAACAAUCAUAUAUUUUAAUGUUUUUGAGUACCACAAUGGCCCAAUGAUGGGAAGAUUUAAUCCAUUAUGGCAGUGACACUCUGCUGGGCUAAACUAAAGAUGAAUUUCCCCUUCGAGUACUUUACGCAGUCAAUGGGCAGAUGAGUCACUUCCUGUUAGCCUGCCUUCCCGGUGUGGCACAGAGCCCUGAUCUCCUUCACAUUUUAACACUUGCCUCUCUGAGUUUGUGAUCUAAGAGUCUGUAAAAAUGUGCCUAGUGUAUCUUCGUAGGGUGAUUAUAUACAAAUAUAUAUCAAACCAAUUAUUAAGGUUGAAUACACUGGUAUUUUUUUAAGCUGGUUUUUAUCUGUAUGAAUCUGGUUCAUAAAAGUGAAUGUGUUUUUGUCAUAAAAUCCAGUUGAACCAAACCUUACAAACCUUACAAUUCUAGCAGCGUGUUGAUCAGGUCCUUAUUUAUGAAUGGCCAUGAAAUACUGUUGUUGGAUAUUCAGUGGCCAGACUCCAUUGCCUUAACUGAAAGCAGUUUAUUACGUAAUGUUACUAUGGGACAGGAUCAGGUUUUUACUGGCCGUUGUCCCAUAACAGCAUUCUCCAGAACGGCCUAUGCAGACAUAUUGAUGAGUCAAAGGGAGGAGGAGAGCGAUAAGCCCAACAAUUUAUUUAUAUUUUUCUGUAAAAGCGCUUCACCAUAUUUCUUUAAAACCUUCUGCAGGGCACUUUUGCUGGGGAAGGCCCCCAGGUGCCCAGCCAUGAGUGUUCAGUGGCAGCUGAGAUAGCUUUGGGCAUAUGAGAUGUUGGCACAGCCUUGGCUGGUAUGUCAGAGGACCUCUGUGAGACCCAUGCCCCUCUGGAGCAGGAAGCCAGAUAAGAUAUUCUACAUGGUCUAAAAUGUCACUAGGUAGCUAUCUUUAGGCACCUGAAUCACUCCCUGUUUGUCAGUACUUGUGAAGGGGGAACUGUGAGUAAUCACUCUCUGUUCUUAUGUACAUAGGUGGUUGCUUUAUAGACCUCUGUGAUGGUCUUCUCACUUCUCUCCUUCCUAGCUGAAAGCUCCUGCUGCAGGAGGCUUUUUAGAGAGUCUUCCUCUCUGCUCACCAUUUACAGAAAAAGACUGUUGAUCAUGCCCAGAACUUACUAUCCAGUUUAGAUGGUAUUGACAGCAGUCUUCAUAAGGUAAAGGCAAACUAAAAAGCUGUGCUUGGUUACACCAUCACAAGUUAUUUCCAGAACUCUGUUGGGGACUUUAUCAAGGUUUUUCAUAUCUUCAUUUUUUUCUCAUCUUCGUAGUAAUAUCUUUAAUUGCACUUUCACUCAUUUAUUGAUUACAUCACUUGCAGAGGAGUCUCAGCAUGUCACAUAUCAGCAAUGUAGUAUUUGUCACCUGUUCUUUGCAGGCAUCACUGAAAAAGUGAAAUUCAAGGCAAACAACAUAGCAAUCCUUAGACUUUUAUGUAAAACUUCUCCUGCAUGCAAAGGCAGCAUGGGAGAAAGCAGCUGUUUUUCUAUUCAUUUUUUUUUAAUGAUUUUAACCCCUUUAACUUAAAGCUAAUAAUCAGUUCUGAUCCUUCAAGAUUUCCUGAAAUUCUUUCUGGAGACAGGAGAAUAUGUGAGUAUUUAGUAGCUUUCAACACUUAGGUACAAAGCUGUGGUUCAUGACCUUCUCAUAGCCCAGUCUCACUUGAGAAAGUUGGCAGUGCUCUGCCAGAUAAAACUUCAAAGGGAUAUGGCCUGUGACUGCUGCCACUGGUUCCUUACCCUCUCCUCUGUCACCUACCCUCUGCGUAGCUGCCUCCUUGACUUACCCCCUCCCUGGCCCAUGUUGCUUCCUCUCUCUAGCGUAGGACUGCUGUCACUGCCUGGCACAGCAAUGUCAGCGGAGCCCUCCCCAGUACUCCCCCGGAAAGUGUUACCCCUGUUAUUUUAAGCACUUUGGGAGUGAAUACCUAGUAAAUACCCAGUUGAUCCCUAGCUUGUAAAACCUAUAACAGGAAUCACUUGCCACAUAAACAUGUACAAAACCAGCCUUCAGUUCAUACCCAGUAUUACACAAAUACUAAGCAUGACACAAAAAAUGUGGCAGAAGACAAACUGAAAAAGGGAUUAUGUGCCAUGUGUAUAAGCAGCUCUGCUAAGAAAUUCUUGUGCUGACUGCCAACUCGUCUUACUCCAGUUUAUUUGCUGCUUUGGGUUCUAAAUAACUAUUAAAAGAAAACAACCCUACAUGACUGUGUUUGCUUGUUGCUUACGUUAUUCUCAAAACAUUAGUGUGAAUUUCAUUAUUCCUAUCAAAUAUAUACAUAAAUGUGUUAAGUUUUGUAAUAUGCUGUGUACCAGCAUUACAAAAAUAUGUGAGCUAAAGCCAAAAGUAAGACAAAGUCAAAGCAGAAGUAGAACCUUUAGUUAAUGGAUUCAACAUGAACAGAUCUCCCAAGUGAGGCCAAAUAACAUCACAUUCUAGAGGGAAUGUAUUUAUUGAUGGGCAGAUGAGGUAAACAGAGUAUUAAGUGCUCAGUAUUUCAUGAGAAUGAGACAAUAGCUUCAUUAAUAAUAAAUGCUAAUUAUGUCAUCUCCCUUAGGUAUCUGAUAUUCCCUGGUUUAUCAAUACUUUCCUUCCUGUUAGGCAGGAGAUGGUUAAUAGUUCCAAGGAAUACCAUUGUUCUUUACUGUGAGAAAAGCACAGCUGCUUUAGAAAAUACAAUGAAAAUAUGUUUAUUGUCAAGUUUUAUUUGCUGAACAAACAUUGUAUGUAUAAUUACAAUUGUAAACAUAAUAAUUGUAUGUUUAAUUGUAUAAAUGUAUACCUACAAUAAUAUAUACAACAUACCUAUUGUGUAGUAUGUAUAUUUAUUUUGUAUAAGAAUGUAAAUAUUAUUGUACAAGUACAAUGUAUUACUGCAAUGUAACUUAGGAAAAUAGAUCCUUCGGAGCAAUGACAUUUAAGUCACUAAUUUUUCCUAACUUCCAUUCAAUAAUAUGAGAUAGUAAUAUCAUGUGAGAAAGCAAGCAAAGUAAACAGAUUCAGGACUUUAAA